GGCUGCUGACCAGGCUGGCCAUGGCGUGUCCCCUGGAGCAGGCACUGGCUGUGAUGGUCACCACCUUCCACAAGUACUCGGGGAAGGAGGGGGACAAGUUCAAGCUCAGCAAGGCCGAGCUCAAGGACCUGCUGAACAAGGAGCUGCCCAUCUUCGGGAGCAAACAAAUGGAUGAGGCGGAAUUCAAGCGGCUGGUGAACGACCUGGACCACAACAAGGACAGCGAGGUGGAUUUCAAGGAGUACGUGUGUUUCCUGGCCUGCAUCACCAUGGGCUUCAACGACUUCUUCAAGGACGACCCCAGCAAGCAGCACCGCAGGAAGUGA
Messenger RNA from Lepidothrix coronata (blue-crowned manakin), 326 nucleotides. Its product is annotated as protein S100-A4-like. NCBI's taxonomy places the organism in Eukaryota, Metazoa, Chordata, Aves, Passeriformes, Pipridae. The record is from RefSeq and is a predicted model, not a curated record. Gene Ontology annotation, cellular component: cytoplasm. The transcript has 3 exons. Bases 21 to 326 code for a protein of 101 amino acids. Gene Ontology annotation, molecular function: calcium ion binding; transition metal ion binding.